This is a messenger RNA of Rotaria sp. Silwood1, 1765 nucleotides long. The record is from the annotation of a GenBank genome assembly. Lineage: Eukaryota; Metazoa; Rotifera; Eurotatoria; Philodinida; Philodinidae.
AUGUCUACAUUGUGUCAAAAAUAUCACGUUGCUCUGACAAAAGGAAUUAUUCCUAAAUUCUCGGCUGCCAAUAAUAUGUGGCUGGGUGAUGUUCCAGCUGAAUUACAAGAUUUGACGAUUCCAGAAGAAAAAUUAAUUUCACUUUAUCGUCACAACAGCUGUGUAAUAAAACUUCAUUCACCUUUUCAUUCAACUACAACUGCUCAAACAGCAUUAAAGGGUAACUGCAUUACCUUUCUUCAGAAUGUACCAGAUAUUGUCAAUAGUUUACCACUUCAACUUGAAGAUCUAUGUGACACACUUAAAGUGAUUUUCAUUGGAGCACAUUCCCCUGAACGUAUUCAACUUAAAAAAGUACUGACAGUACGUAAGAAAAAAAUUAUUAAAGCUUUACAAUGGCUGAAGAAAUAUAAUGUUCUUUAUCAACACAUCGAUAUAAAUCUGAAGAAUAUUGAUGCAUUACCUGAAGACAAUGUACCAGAAUGUAUUAUGUCAACGAUGGAACAAAAAUUAAGUGAUGAAGAAGUUUCAUCUGAAAGAGUUGGAUAUAUUCCUGAUCCAUUAUCAAAUCCUACAGAAUACACCACUUCAGACACUAUUCCAAUUAAUAACAGUGGUGUUCUCGACGUGAAUGGAUCUACAGUAUCUUCAAAUGAAAUUGCUAAUUAUAUUUUACGCAAAAUGAAAAAUAAUGAAAUAACAGAUCAGAAGGAUCAUGAAAAUAUUUAUUUGAUUCCACAUUCUUCGAAGCCUGUUAAUGAAUACUUUAAUCCAAAACUUCUAGUAGGCUUGUAUCCUACGUUGUUCUGCUAUGGCCGUGGAUCACCUGAAGAUCAAACCCGUCCAGUGAAGAUACAGUUACGAGAACAUAUACGUUACUUAUUAUCUUACAACGAUCGACGUUUUGAAAAAAGUCACAGCUUCAUAUUUGUAGUUUUCAAUUUGUUACAACGACGUGAUGCUUGCUUUCAUGCCCAACUGAUCGCAACGAAACCUUAUUUUCGAGCAACUGCCGAUGAAAUUCAAUCCUUGAAGAGUAAAGAUAUUGAAAUCGCUCUUGAUAAUAUUUCCAAGAAAGCAUACCAUUCAGAAUCAAAUAAUACAUUGAACAAACUAUUGCGUCAUAUUAAAACCAUCGGUGGUCGGGUUAUGGGUUUGGCAUAUUCACGUACGGCCUUACGUACCCGUAUUCAUGCAUUGAUCUAUAAUCAAGGAUUACCCAGCAUUUUUCUAACUUUGAAUCCAGCUGAUAUCCACAGUCCUGUAGCAUUAUAUUUUGCGGGUGUCCCGUUCGAUCUCGACAACAUUCAAAUGGAUCAACUUAUGGAUACUUACAAAAGAGCGGAAAUUAUAGCUUCUCAUCCUGUUGCCACCGCUAAAUUUUUCCAUUUAUUGAUCACCAAUAUCUUGGAUACUAUGAUUGUUGGUGGUGUUCUCGGUCCAGUAAAGGCAUACUUUGGUAUUGUUGAAAGUCAAGGACGCGGUUCUCUUCAUUUGCAUCUUCUUAUUUGGCUUGACCAUGACAUGAAACCAGCUGAUAUGAAAGAGAAAAUUCAAAAUGCUGAUUUUCGUGAAAAAUUGAAAGCAUAUUUAGAAGACAUCAUCAAAGAAGACUUAGAUGAAUUCAAAGAGAAAUAUGUCUUCGAAAAUUCAGAUGUACCAAGAUUAUGGAACACGCCACCGCGAUUAUCCCGGGAUAACAUAUAUGCCGCUUUAAGUACUAUGGAUCUGACAGGUUUAAAACAAAAUAUAUGUGAAUCCAGUA